Messenger RNA from Notechis scutatus (mainland tiger snake), 1596 nucleotides. Lineage: Eukaryota; Metazoa; Chordata; Lepidosauria; Squamata; Elapidae. The record is from RefSeq and is a predicted model, not a curated record.
AUGAUGGUGAAAAGUGGCAGUGAUGAUGAUGAUAAUGAUGAUGAUGAUGGUAACAUAAUGAAUUAUAUAGCAUCUUUCCUGGCUGAAGUAGCCACGGGGAAGCUGCACUCUAAUUCCGACAAAGGUGAUGGAUCAGUCAAAUACAUUCUUACCGGUGAAGGGGCUGGGACUAUCUUUAUUAUUGAUGACACGACUGGAGACAUCCAUUCAACCAAAAGCCUAGAUCGAGAAAAGAAAACACACUAUGUGCUACACGCCCAAGCUAUUGAUAGAUGGACAAACAAGCCACUUGAGCCUGAAUCUGAGUUUAUUAUCAAAGUACAAGAUAUCAAUGACAAUGCACCCAAAUUUACAGAUGGACCAUAUAUUGUUACUGUGCCAGAGAUGUCUGAUAUGGGUACUUCAGUCCUUCAGGUGACAGCUACAGAUGCAGAUGAUCCCACCUAUGGAAAUAGUGCCCGUGUAGUUUAUAGUAUUCUUCAAGGGCAACCAUAUUUCUCUGUUGAUCCUAAAACAGGAGUCAUAAGAACAGCUCUGCAUAACAUGGACAGGGAAGCCAGAGAACAUUAUUCAGUUGUCAUUCAAGCCAAAGAUAUGGCUGGACAAGUUGGAGGGCUAUCAGGAUCAACCACAGUAAAUAUCACACUCACGGAUGUCAACGACAAUCCUCCCAGGUUCCUUCAGAAACAUUAUCAGCUGUAUGUUCCUGAAUCAGCACAGGUUGGUUCUGCUGUAGGCAAAAUCAAGGCCACUGAUGCAGACAUAGGGUCAAAUGCAGACAUGAAAUACAGUAUCAUAAAUGGGGAUGGUUCUGGAAUAUUUUCUAUAUCAACUGACAAAGAAACACGGGAAGGAAUUAUUUCCUUGAAGAAGCCACUCAACUAUGAAAAAAAGAAAUCCUAUACUCUUAGCAUAGAAGGAGCAAAUACCCACCUCGAUUUCCGCUUCUCACAUUUAGGACCCUUUAAAGAUGUGACUAUGUUGAAGAUCGUUGUUGGAGAUGUGGAUGAGGCACCAUUGUUCACUCUUCCAUCCUACAUCAUGGAGGUUUAUGAAAAUGCAAAAAUUGGAACAACUGUGGGCACAGUAACAGCACAAGAUCCAGAUAGUACUAACAACUUAGUAAGAUAUUCCAUUGAUCACAAUACAGAAGACAGACACUUCACUAUUGAUGCAAACACUGGAACCAUUAAGACUGCCAAGGUCUUUGACAGAGAAGAAACCCCUUGGUACAACAUCACAGUCACUGCUUCUGAAAUUGACAGCCCUGGACUCUUGAACCAUGUCCCUGUUGAAAUUAAAAUUCUUGAUGUUAAUGACAACCCUCCAGAGCUUGCCGGGGACUAUGAUGUCAUUGUCUGUGAGAAUGCAAAGCCCAGCCAGGUUAUUCAGACGAUCAGUGCCACUGACAGAGAUGACAUUACAGAAGGGCGAAGUUUCCAUUUUGCUCUGGAUGACAAUUUUUCUUUGAAUCCCAACUUUACAUUAAAGGACAAUGAAGGUAAAUCAAAAACAUAACUGACUAGACAGGUCUCUAUGUUUGACUUCAGUGUCUCAUUGAACAGAAUCACUUUUGCCAAUGUGCAAAAAUCAUAG